AACUGUCAAUGUAAAAAAUAAAUUUUCGGAAAAAGGUUAGAAUUUUUGUUGGAUGGAAGUUUUUUGAUUGCAUUUAAGAUUAAAUAAGUUAAAAUAUCGGUUAAAAGGUACUCAUUUAGAGCGCUUACCUUUAAUUGGACCCGAAUUGUUUGCCGAAAGUAUAAAUAUUUCUAUAUGUGGUGAAUAACAACAUUAAAAUGUACUCAAGACUUCAAAAGUACGGUUUGAAGACGCUGCAGAGUCGCUUGACACACAUCACAAGGAGCAGCCAUGCCAGCCAGCUCCGGAAGAAGGAAAUCAGUGUGGUCCCCGGUAAAAAUAUACAUGGAUUUGUGUGUUCCGAUGUUGAGCAUAUCCCAGAGUACAAUAUGACGGCGUACCUACUGUCACACGAGAAAACAAAGACUGAAUACUUCCAUCUUGAAAGGGAUGAUGCCAACAAUGUUUUCUCUGUUGGGUUCCGAACUACACCGUUGGAUUCUAUGGGAACUCCUCACAUAUUAGAACAUACUGUGCUCUGUGGCUCAGAAAAGUAUCCUGUUAGAGAUCCCUUCUUCAAAAUGCUGAAUCGGUCCCUGGCCACAUUCAUGAAUGCUCUUACGGGCCCCGAUUACACAUUCUACCCGUUCUCGUCUCAGAACCACAUAGACUACCAAAAUCUACAAAAAGUGUACUUAGAUGCAGUAUUUAAGCCCAAUUUGCUCCAUCUCGACUUUCUCCAAGAGGGGUGGAGGUUAGAGCAUACUAAAUUAGAAGACAAAUCCUCUGAACUUGGCUUCAAAGGUGUUGUGUACAAUGAAAUGAAAGGAGCAUUUUCAGAAACCAGUUCAUUGUUUGGCCAGAAGUUCAUAAACAGCAUUUUGCCUGAAGGAACAUAUGGAUAUGUCUCUGGCGGUGAUCCACUUUACAUUCCAAACUUGACACAUGAGCAUUUAAAGAAUUUCCACCAAACAUACUACCACCCCAGCAAUGCUAGAAUCUUCUCAUAUGGAAACUUUCCAUUUGAAACCAAUCUGAAGUUUUUGAAUGAAGAAUACCUGAGCAAAUAUGAGUACUUAGAUCCUUCUAGAUCUAUUGUAAAGCCUCAAAACAGAUGGCUUGAGCCGCGUCGCGAGAACACAACCUGUAGGGUAGACCAGUAUGGAGGACCUGUAGAAAAACAGAAUCAAAUAGCAAUAGGAUAUGCAAUGUCAGAUAUCACGGAUCUCUAUGAGACCUUCAUGUUGACAGCUCUGGCUGAGCUCAUGAUCAUUGGUCCCAACUCAGCAUUUUACAAGAGUCUUAUUGAAAAGAAUAUUUCUGGAGGCUACAACUCACUGACUGGUUACGAUAAUCAGAUUCGCGAUACGCUUUUCGUUGUCGGAUUGAGAGAUGUUGAGACUUCCAAGUUUGAAACUGUGGAGAAGAUUGUAAAUGAGACUCUACAAGAAAUACAUAAGAAUGGUUUCGAAAAGGACCAUGUAGAGAGUGUCCUGCAUGGGUUUGAGCUGUCCAUUAAGCACCAGUCUCCAAGAUUUGGUUUGAACCUACUUUUCAACAUAAUGCCACUGUGGAACCACAAUGGACCAAUCUUACAGGCACUGAAAAUAAAUGAUCUACUGAGCCAGUUGAAAAAAGAUCUGAUGGACCCCAAUUUUGUGAAGCAAGCAAUAGAAAAGUAUUUCAUUCAAAAUAAUCAUAAGCUGAUCAUGACAAUGCAACCUGAUCCAAAAUUCGAUGAUAUCUUCAAUGAGUUGGAAGCGAAGAAUCUGCGAAACAAAUCUGAGCAACUGAAACCUGAAGAGAGAGAGCAAGUGUAUGAGAAUGGCCUGAAACUCUCGGAAGCCCAGAAGAAGGAACAAAACUUGGAUGUGUUGCCAUGUCUUCAGCUUGACGAGAUCACGGUAAACAAAACUGCUCCGCCUCUAAAACACGCGGCUUCCGGAACUAUUCCCCUGCAGUUGUGUGAAGGCAACACCAACGGUGUAACCUAUUUCAAAGGUGUACUUGGCACGGAAUCGUUGGACGAGUCUCAGAAGGCAUUACUGCCGUUCUUCAACUAUGUUUUGGAUAAAUACGAUACGAAAACUUUCAACUACCGAGACCUGGAUAAGCACAUCAGUAAAACAACGUCAGGUCUUUCAGUUAUUACCCACGUGACUGAACAUAUCGAUUUGAGAGGGCAGUACGAAGACGGUGUGGUAAUCGCCAGCCAUUGCUUGGACAGUAACCUGCAAAAAAUGUUGGAUAUUUGGUUGGACAUUUUCGACAAACCCGACUUUUCCAAUAACGAAAGGACCAAAAUGCUAUUGAACAACUACUGCUCAUCUUUAACUAGUGGAAUUAUAGACAGCGGCCACACAUACGCAAUGCAGGCGGCUAGAUCUCUCGUAUCUUCUGUCGACCAGUGCAAAGAAAAGCUAUUGGGUCUGCAACACAUUAUGAAUAUGCAAAAAGUCCAAAAGGAUAAGUCUAUCAAUGACGUGCAACAAACGAUUGACUCCAUCGCCAAAAAGGUCUUGAACGGCAGUAACUUGAGAGCCGCCUUCAACUUUUCCAACACCAACGCAAACAUCAGCGAUGUAGUAGACGGUUUCUGCAAGAGCUUGUGCGAUAAGGAACAGAACACAGAGCUGAACCGAAUAAAUUGGGUAGACUCGGAAGAUUUGCCGAAAAAGAACCGCGCUUUGCACGUAUCCAUGAACAUCCCGGUGAAUUUCUGCGCUAAAGCGAUACCGACAGUCGCAUACACUGACCCUGAUUACCCGAAGCUACGAGUGCUCUCCCGAUUCCUUACCUCAAAGUACUUGCACCCAAUAGUCAGGGAGCAAAACGGCGCCUACGGUGGAGGUGCUAUGCUAUCCACUGACGGGACUUUCAACUUCUACUCCUACAGAGACCCUAACUCCCACGUCACACUGGAUGUUUUCGACGGCAGUGUAGACUGGGUGUCCAAAAACACAAAUCUGAUCGACGACCAAACGCUUUUCGAGUCGAAGUUGUCGAUUUUGCAGCAAAUGGACCAGCCAAUUGCGGAGUACAUGAAGGGAAUAGAUUUGUUCCUGUUUGGCCUGUCCUAUGACAUAUGGAAGACGCAAAGGGAGCGAGUGCUUGCGGUGAAGAAGGAGGAUUUAAUCGAGGUCUGCAACAAGUACUUGCUACCAGACUCGUUUGCCGGAAAAUGUGUUAUUGGAGAAGGCUCGAAGGAUUUGAAAAAGGAUGAAAUGUGGGAGAAGAUCAGUGGUCCUCAACAAUAAGGACACGUUACGUAAUAGUUACUUACGAAUUAUUAUUAUUGCCUGAAAUGUUAUUCAGGUGCAUUUAGGCUUAGUAUGCUACUUUAUGUAUGUGAACCUAAGAGUGAAAGGAAUGAUGCAUGUGUGUAAGUAUGCAGCGCCGAAUGUAUGUAAUUGUUAUGUAAACUGUCACAAUCACGUUGUAGCAACUGUAACUAAAAAUAUUUGACCGUACAAGAAAAUCAUUACAAAUAAUAUUUAUGUGAAAUGCUCAUCAGAUGAGCUUAUUUUCUUUUGGUACCAUACCAUUAUUCGGCAAAGCAAUGGGUGUGGCUGUAGUGAGUGCUUUAAUUUAGAUAGUUUUAACGUUAAAAUUGUUACAGAGUUAAGUUAUGAAUAAAGAGUCUAUUCAAUA
Molecule: messenger RNA, 3630 nt
Organism: Plutella xylostella (diamondback moth)
Lineage: Eukaryota; Metazoa; Arthropoda; Insecta; Lepidoptera; Plutellidae
Product: presequence protease, mitochondrial
Biological process (GO): protein processing
Cellular component (GO): mitochondrial matrix
Molecular function (GO): metal ion binding; metalloendopeptidase activity
Source: RefSeq, a predicted model, not a curated record